This is a messenger RNA of Hippoglossus stenolepis (Pacific halibut), 910 nucleotides long. RefSeq names its product NADH:ubiquinone oxidoreductase core subunit S7 (gene ndufs7). Gene Ontology annotation, molecular function: NADH dehydrogenase (ubiquinone) activity; 4 iron, 4 sulfur cluster binding; quinone binding. NCBI's taxonomy places the organism in Eukaryota, Metazoa, Chordata, Actinopteri, Pleuronectiformes, Pleuronectidae. Gene Ontology annotation, biological process: electron transport coupled proton transport; mitochondrial respiratory chain complex I assembly; aerobic respiration. The coding region runs from base 69 to 737 and encodes 222 amino acids. The transcript is spliced from 8 exons. The record is from RefSeq and is a predicted model, not a curated record.
ACAGCGCCACCAACCGUUCGACCUCUGAAACGCACAGGAACCAGUUUGACGUAACCAGAAUUCCAAAGAUGGCGGCGUUGGUCGCGCCUCGCCUGGCCAUGUUUGGCUCCUUUUCAACAAGAUCCAUCUCGGUGUUUGCUGUUCAACAGAAGAGUCUGCACAGCUGGGCUAAAAGUGACAAAACCUGCACGAGUCUGGUUCCAGUCAGAGAGAAGAGCACGGCGGUGGCAGCAGUAGCAGCAGCCCAACCAGCGGCUGUAGCCAGCAGCAAGGGGGAGUAUGUUAUCACCAAGCUGGAUGAUCUGGUCAACUGGGCACGCAGGAGCUCUCUGUGGCCUAUGACCUUUGGGCUGGCGUGUUGCGCGGUGGAGAUGAUGCACAUGGCGGCGCCCCGUUACGACAUGGACCGCUUCGGAGUCGUGUUCAGAGCGAGCCCCCGGCAGUCUGACGUCAUGAUCGUGGCAGGAACGCUGACCAAUAAGAUGGCUCCGGCUCUGCGGAAGGUGUACGACCAGAUGCCUGAGCCCAGAUACGUCAUUUCUAUGGGAAGCUGUGCUAAUGGAGGAGGCUACUACCACUACUCCUACGCUGUCGUCAGAGGCUGCGACAGAAUUGUACCAGUGGAUAUUUAUGUUCCAGGUUGUCCUCCCACUGCAGAGGCUCUCCUCUAUGGGACUUUACAGCUGCAGAAGAAAAUCAAACGUGAGAAGAAGAUGAGGAUCUGGUAUCGGAAGUGAAUGUGUAAAUUAAAUGAGUGUAUCUUCUAUGUAAAUGCUGUAUUCCUGGCUUCAUUUGGAGCUCUGCUCCUCCUUCAAGUAGAGCUGCAAGAACUAACUUCAAUUAAAUCAUUGUUGUAAUUUAGAGACAGUUCAAUGAACAUAAUUUUCAAUAAAGUUGGCUUACAUGAAAA